This is a messenger RNA of Talaromyces rugulosus, 1512 nucleotides long. RefSeq lists its product as uncharacterized. Gene Ontology annotation, cellular component: mitochondrion. Gene Ontology annotation, biological process: thymine catabolic process; L-valine catabolic process. The transcript is spliced from 3 exons. Bases 1 to 1512 code for a protein of 503 amino acids. The record is from RefSeq and is a predicted model, not a curated record. Lineage: Eukaryota; Fungi; Ascomycota; Eurotiomycetes; Eurotiales; Trichocomaceae. Gene Ontology annotation, molecular function: methylmalonate-semialdehyde dehydrogenase (acylating, NAD+) activity; malonate-semialdehyde dehydrogenase (acetylating, [NAD(P)+]) activity.
AUGUCUUCCAACACUGCAGGCACUGCCUCAACAGGCUCAACAGUGCACAUGAACCAUGAUCGUAUCGAGUCCCCUGCCGAUACGCCUAACUUCAUUGAUAAUGAGUUCUGGCCCUCCCAGGCUACCAAGUGGAUUCCAGUCCAUGAUCCCGCAACGAAUAAUCUUGUCACGCGUGUCCCCCAGUCCACACUAGAGGAACUCGCUGCAGCAGUUACCUCUGCUCAGAAUGCGUUUCCGGCAUGGCGGGCAACCAGUAUUAUUGCGCGACAGCAAAUAAUGUUUCGCUUUACGCAUCUUAUCAAAGAAAACUGGGACCGCCUUGCUGCAUCAAUCACCUUGGAGCAAGGAAAAACCUUCAAGGAUGCUCGAGGGGACGUCCUACGUGGACUUCAGGUGGCUGAAACAGCAUGUGGUAUUACCACUCAGAUUCCAGGAGAGGUUCUUGAAGUUGCUCGAGAUAUGGAGACCAGAAGUUACCGAGAACCUCUUGGCGUUGUAGCUGCUAUCUGUCCAUUCAAUUUCCCAGCCAUGAUUCCCCUCUGGUGUAUUCCGAUUGCUGUUGUGACCGGAAAUACAAUGGUUUUAAAACCAUCCGAAAGAGAUCCUGGUGCUGCUUUAAUUAUCGCCGAACUUGCUCGAGCGGCAGGUUUCCCCAAGGGUGUUUUGAACAUCAUCCAUGGGUCUGUCGACACCGUGAACUUCAUUCUUGAUGAGCCAGCCAUCCACGCAAUCAGCUUCCGGGUGCAAGCUAAUCUUGGUGCGAAAAAUCAUGCUGUUCUUCUGCCAGAUGCAGACAAGAACGCUGCUCUAGAUGCUAUCGUCGGUGCUGCAUUUGGGGCAGCAGGACAACGGUGUAUGGCACUGAGUGUACUUGUUACAGUCGGCGACGACGGUGAUUAUAUCCCUGCUCUGAUUGAGAAGGCUCGAGGUCUGGUUGUGUCUGCCGGCUUUGAGAAGAAUGCCGACGUCGGUCCGGUGAUCAGCCCUGAAAGUAAGGCCAAGAUUGAAUCUCUAAUCGCCAGUGGUGAACGUGAGGGUGCCACAAUUGUUUUGGAUGGCCGACGGUACAAAUCAGAGAAUUACCCCAAUGGAAACUUCGUGGCACCUACAAUUCUAACUAAUGUCACAACGAACAUGGAAUGUUACAGAGAAGAGAUAUUUGGCCCUGUUUUGGUUUGCCUUUCUGUGAAGACCCUCGAAGAAGCCAUCCAACUUGUCAACUCAAAUGAAUAUGGCAAUGGGGUGAGUAUCUUCACCAAGUCAGGUGUGUCUGCUGCAUAUUUCCAAAAGAAUAUCCAAGUAGGACAGGUCGGUAUCAAUGUUCCAAUCCCGGUCCCACUUCCCAUGUUCUCCUUCACUGGAAAUAAGAAGAGCAUCGCGGGUGGAGGAGCAAAUACAUUCUAUGGAAAGUCUGGACUGUCUUUCUACACUCAGCAAAAAACCGUGACUAGUCUUUGGCGCCAAGGGAACGCCGAUACUAGCAAGCAAGUUGUUAUGCCGUCUCAUCUAUAA